GGACCCUUCCAUACGCAAACAUUCUCUACUCUCUCUCUCUCUCUCUCUCAUUUCCUUUGUCUUCUUCCUCCUCCUCUCGUGACCCGACUCAGCAUCGUCUUCCCCUUAUCGUCCCAGAUUCAGAUCUACCUCUUCCUCAUUCUUCCAUUUUCGCAUUCUCCAAUUCCAUUCUUCAUUCACAAUCUCAAACUAUCGCUCUUUCUUUCGAUUCUCCUUAACUCUGCCGUCUUUUCAACCCAGAAUUGUGAUUUUUGCUCCAUCACCAUUCAUUCCUGUCAGAAUGUACUUUGCUUUAUUCUCGUAACUGUCACUUCCACUUUCUGAAUUGGUAUUGACUUUGCUUAUUUGUUUUCUCGAUAAUCCACAGUCUUAACAGACCUAAUGGCUUCGCCGCCAUCAAAACCCGUGCUUCAGAAACCACCAGGUUACAAAGACCCGAACAAUCCGCACCAACCAAAACCGAGACCUCCGUUAGCUCGAAAGCCCGUUCUCCCACUCUCCCUCCGGUCCAGGAAGCAGCGCCGCCGACGCUGUUGCCGGAAGUGCUGCUGCGUCUUCUGCGCCUGCAUCAUCGUUCUCACCGUCGCCCUCAUCGUUGCUGCCUCGCUUAUCUACAUCGUGUACGACCCGCAAGCGCCGGUUUUCCACCUCCAAUCAUUCCGAAUUCCCAGGUUGAACGUCACCGAGAAGCCCGAUGGCGCGUACCUUGACGCCAGCACGGUGACGAGGUUGGAAGUCAAGAACCCAAACAGCAAAAUUCAGUGGUAUUUCGGUGAGGCAAGGUUCGGAAUUUCGACAGACAAUGGGAAUGUGAAUCUGGGGGGGAAGACGAUUCCGGGUUUCUUGAUUAAGGAGAAGGAGGUGACGCUUCUGAAGGCGGAGACGAGCGUGAAUGAUCAGAUUUUGGAGGAUAAUGAGGGUAAGAAUCUCAGGGGGAAGUUUCGAAGCAGAGAGUUCGUGCCCAGUGUGGAGGUUCGAACCAGAGUAGGGGUGGGUGUGCAGAGCUUGAAGAUAGGAAGUGUGGAGAUCACAGUGGUGUGUGGAGAAGUGACAUUGAAAAAACUUGAAGGUGGAGCGAUGCCCAAAUGCACCAUCACCUUGCUCAAAUGGAUCAAGAUACAAUGAGCUGGCCACUUGUUCUGUGAACAGUGAAAGGUUUUACUACAGUACCUCAAGUUGCUCUGCAACACGCAGUUCUGAAUCAGAACCGAUGGGGACUGUAGAUCUAUAAAAUUUCUUUUUGGUCUUUUACAAAAGUGAAAGUAAUAAGUUUGUAAAAUACUUUGCUUGGAGAAAGGGAAAAAAAUGGGGUCACAGUCUUAGAACAAGAAGGGUAUCAUCUGCAGUAGUUCAAGAUACUGUUUGGUUCUUCUCAAUGGGGAGUGAGGUUCUCACAGGUUAUACCGGGUGAUUGUAUUUAAUAUUUAUAUCAUAAAAUUUAUUUAUUUACUUAAUUAUUUCAAGUGAUUGUUGAUAAGCAUUCAUCAGUCAUUGUACAAGUGAAGAAGUUCGUGUAUUCCUCUUUGUGCAAUAAAAGAAUCUGUUUGGCGGGGUUCCUUCA
Messenger RNA from Prosopis cineraria, 1561 nucleotides. Its product is annotated as NDR1/HIN1-like protein 13. The record is from RefSeq and is a predicted model, not a curated record. The coding region runs from base 382 to 1125 and encodes 247 amino acids. The transcript is spliced from 2 exons. NCBI's taxonomy places the organism in Eukaryota, Viridiplantae, Streptophyta, Magnoliopsida, Fabales, Fabaceae. Gene Ontology annotation, cellular component: plasma membrane.